This is a messenger RNA of Anolis carolinensis (green anole), 866 nucleotides long. It is a transcript of the gene dnlz, whose product is annotated as DNL-type zinc finger. The transcript is spliced from 5 exons. The record is from RefSeq and is a predicted model, not a curated record. Gene Ontology annotation, molecular function: zinc ion binding; protein-folding chaperone binding. Gene Ontology annotation, biological process: protein import into mitochondrial matrix; protein folding; protein stabilization. Lineage: Eukaryota; Metazoa; Chordata; Lepidosauria; Squamata; Anolidae. Gene Ontology annotation, cellular component: mitochondrion. The coding region runs from base 174 to 623 and encodes 149 amino acids.
CCUCCUGCCUAUAAUCAAGAUGACGGUUGCGUCUUCAGGCGCCCACACUCAAGACGGAGGCCCAUUGGUUGUUUUUCUGUGGCGCGCUAUCUUAUUGGGCCGCGUCUCGAUUCGUCCCGCCUCCUCCUCAUAAGCAAGAUAGAGGCUCCUCCCAUUUUGGGGCCUUCGUCAAAAUGGCGGCUGUAGCGGCCUGGUGUUUUCUUCUGAGGCGCUCCGUUUUAACGGCGAACCGAAUCCGGAGCCAUCCUUCGCCAUCCGCCUUGCUGAGCCUCCGGGGAAGGAGAAGCUUUAGCGGGCAAGAAGCCGGGAAGACCCUUCGGAUUGAUGCGACACGCUACACGCUGGUCUACACGUGUAAAGUGUGUGGUUCGCGGUCAGCGGAGAGCAUUUCCAAGGCGGCUUAUCACCACGGAGUGGCCAUCGUCACCUGCCCAGGAUGCCAAAACCACCAUGUUAUUGCCGACAAUUUGGGCUGGUUCUCGGAUUUGGAGGGCAAACGGAACAUUGAAGAAAUCCUUGCGGCCAAAGGGGAAACGGUGAAGCGGGUUGUCGGCGAAGGCGCCUUGGAGAUCCUUUUGAAUGGACCCCAGAAUCCUGAAAACGAUGGAGAAAAGGGCCCCUAAUAACUGCGGAAAGACUUGGGAAGACAGCCGUCAAUCGGAGAAAAACCCAAUUGCAAGGGCAGCGAAGCCAUUAGGAAAAGGACAUUAAAGCAAUUGAAUUGAAAGAUCUAUCUCUGGGGAUCCUUUUUUUAUUUCUGUCAACAUUUCAACUGCCCAUCGGGUUCAAAAUGAGACCGUUUUCGGCGGCACAGAAGUCCAGCUUGGAGGUGCAAAUCCCAAGGGCCCUUUGUUGAUGGUCAAGUU